Colletotrichum spaethianum is the source of this 768-nucleotide messenger RNA. RefSeq names its product 3-oxoacyl-[acyl-carrier-protein] reductase FabG. Gene Ontology annotation, molecular function: oxidoreductase activity. The coding region runs from base 1 to 768 and encodes 255 amino acids. The record is from RefSeq and is a predicted model, not a curated record. NCBI's taxonomy places the organism in Eukaryota, Fungi, Ascomycota, Sordariomycetes, Glomerellales, Glomerellaceae. The transcript has 2 exons.
AUGACCAGUUUAAAGGGCAAGGUCAUCGCCAUCACCGGCGCGGCGUCGGGCAUCGGCCUCGCGACGGCGCAACACAUUGCCUCGCUCGGGGCGCGGGUGUCGAUCUCGGACGUCAACGAGGAGCUCCUCUCCUCCGCCGCGGCGGAGCUCACGGGCCUCCACGGCGCGGAGAACGUGCUUUUCAAGGUUGUCGACGUGAGGGACCGCAAAGCCGUCGAGGCGUGGAUUGCCGAGACGGUAGAGAAGCUCGGCCCACUCGAUGGCGCGGCUAACGUCGCCGGCGUCCUCGGACGGCAGGGCAACAUUGCUAACGUGACCGAGAUUGAGGACGACGAGUGGGACUUUGUGAUGGGCGUCAACGCGAGGGGCGUUUUGAAUGCCAUGAGGGCCGAGAUCCCUGCGUUGAAGGACGGCGGGAAGGGGAAGAGCAUUGUGAAUGUUUCGUCAGUGGCCGGGCACUACGGUUUGGAGUUCCACGGGGCCUAUACUGCGAGCAAGCACGCCGUCGUGGGUCUGACCAAGAGCGCGUCAAGGGAGUUCGGCCGGAAGGGAGUGAGGAUCAACGCCAUCUGCCCCGGUGCCAUCGAUACGCCAAUUUUGAGAAAAGCAUUGGAGACCGCGGAGACGGGGGCUGAUGUCUUCCCGCCGCUCUUGGGAAGGGUUGGCGAGCCCAUGGAGGUUGCGACGGCGAUUGCGUUCUUGCUCAGCGACGACGCGUCGUACGUGACGGGCCAAGCUUGGUUGGUUGACGGGGGGUCGUUGCCGUAG